Molecule: messenger RNA, 3180 nt
Organism: Metschnikowia bicuspidata var. bicuspidata NRRL YB-4993
Lineage: Eukaryota; Fungi; Ascomycota; Pichiomycetes; Serinales; Metschnikowiaceae
Gene: PMR1
Product: Ca(2+)/Mn(2+)-transporting P-type ATPase
Exons: 1
Coding region: 189-2975 (928 amino acids)
Biological process (GO): manganese ion transport; calcium ion transmembrane transport; intracellular calcium ion homeostasis
Cellular component (GO): plasma membrane; Golgi membrane; endoplasmic reticulum
Molecular function (GO): ATP hydrolysis activity; P-type calcium transporter activity; ATP binding
Source: RefSeq, a predicted model, not a curated record
AAAAAAUUGGCCACCAACAGUUGCUAAGAGGUAAGCUUCUUUACCAUCUCAAACUGUCAAGCAGUAUCUUACAGCCACUCGCUCGAGGCUUCCGCUUGUAAUAGAACUGGCCGUCAAUUGUGUGGAUAGAGGUGCUCUGUGUUCCAGGUUAAAGUGCUAUUUUGUAGAACUUUUUCUUGCAUUGAAAGAUGAGCGAAAAUCCAUUCCUACUAGGCGAAAAGCUCCUGAAAAAUCGGCUGUCGACUCCGUCCGCUAGAUACUCCCAGCUUUCUGUGUCAGAUACUAUCACAGAACUUCAAACUGAUUCUCAGAAUGGUUUGUCUAAUAGUCAGGAUAUACUUAAUCGGCGGCUGCUUCAUGGGAUAAAUGAGUUGAGCUCUGAUGAAGAAGAGUCUUUGGUGAUGAAGUUUAUUUCGUCUUUUUACUCAGACCCAUUGAUUCUUUUACUCAUUGCAUCCGCUGUGCUCAGUUUCUGGAUGGGGAACGUCGAUGAUGCAGUCUCUAUCACCUUGGCGAUUACUAUUGUCGUCACUGUUGGCUUCGUCCAAGAAUAUCGCUCGGAACAAAGCUUGCAAGCGUUAAACAAACUUGUUCCAGCGGUGACAAAGCUAACAAGGAAUAGCAACACAUCCAGCGUGUUGGCAUCUGCCUUAGUACCUGGCGACUUGGUUCAUUUCUCGCAAGGGGAUCGCAUUCCUGCUGAUAUUCGCUUGACAGAAGCCGUACACUUGAGUAUUGACGAGUCCAACUUGACAGGUGAAAACAGGCCGGUGAAGAAACAAGUCAAUGCGAUUCCUAGUAUUCCUUCCGAUGCCGCAAACCAUGCACCAGUCACUGAAAGAACUUCGAUUGCCUUCAUGGGUACAUUGGUCCGUGAUGGGCACGGAACAGGGAUAGUAGUUGCUACUGGGUCUCAGACAGAGUUUGGCGUUGUUUUUGAGAUGAUGUCAGAAAUCGAGAAACCCAAGACCCCGCUUCAACAAGCCAUGGACAAAUUGGGAAAAGAUCUUUCAAUUUUCAGUUUUAUUGUCAUUGGAAUCAUCUUCUUAUUGGGAAUCAUACAAGGCCGCGCGUGGUUAGAUAUGUUUCAGAUCUCUGUCUCAUUGGCCGUAGCAGCUAUUCCGGAAGGAUUACCAAUUAUUGUUACUGUGACCUUGGCUUUGGGUGUCUUGAGAAUGGCCAAAAGAAAAGCAAUUGUGCGCAGAUUACCCAGCGUGGAAACUUUGGGCAGCGUCAAUGUUAUUUGCUCUGAUAAGACGGGUACCUUGACACAGAAUCACAUGACGGUCACCAAAACUUGGGCAUUUGACUUCAAGAGCUCUGGAUCGUUUAAUAGUCCUUUCCUACUUGUCGAUAAAUUGAGUGACAACACAUUACAUCACUCCUUGACACCUAACAUGACUCAAGUAUUGGAGGUAGGAAACAUCUGCAAUAAUUCGAAGUUUUCGAGAGAAAAUGAUAAAUAUGUGGGAAACGCUUCCGAUAUUGCUAUCAUGGAAUGCUUGCCUCAUUUUGGAUUGGAAGAUAUGAGGGGCACAAAACAAAGAGUAUAUGAGUUGCCAUUUUCGUCUGAGAGAAAAUUUAUGGCUAUAUGCGUCCAUGGUGGGGACAUCAACAAAUCUGAGACCCACGUUAAAGGUGCUACUGAAGCCGUCCUUAAAAUGUGUACUAGAUAUUUGGAUGAGUCCGGCAAUAUUCAAAAUAUAUCAGAAGAUAUUUUGAAAAGAAUUCAUGAAAAUUCAACUGCCCUCGCAUCGGAAGGAUUGAGAGUCUUGGCAUUCGCCAAAAACAGACAGUUAUUUACAGAUGAGAAGGAGAUUCAUUCUCCUGUACCCUCGAAUUUGGUAUUUUGUGGAUUGAUUGGUAUGAAGGAUCCUCCAAGACCAAAUGUUGGACAUGCAAUAUCCAUGUUGAUGAAAGGAGGAGUUCAUGUGAUCAUGAUUACCGGUGACUCGCCUUCUACCGCGGCCAAUAUUGCAAAGCAGAUUGGCAUACCAUUCACAAGCAAAGAUUCCAUCAUGACUGGAGAUCAGUUAGACAGUUUAGAUGAGGAAAGCUUGAGUCUCGCGAUACAUAAUGUAUCAGUAUUUGCAAGAACCACACCUGAGCAUAAAGUCACGAUUGUCAAAGCCUUACAGAGAAGAGGCGAUAUUGUCGCCAUGACUGGUGACGGAGUCAACGAUGCACCAGCAUUGAAAUUAGCAGACAUCGGUAUUGCCAUGGGUAAAAAUGGAACAGAUGUCGCGAAAGAAGCUGCAGACAUGGUUCUCACAGAUGACGACUUCUCCACCAUCUUGUGUGCAAUUGAAGAGGGGAAAGGCAUUUUUUACAACAUUCAAAAUUUCGUGACUUUCCAGUUGUCGACGUCGAUUGCUGCCUUGACAUUAAUCGCAUUGGCUACAUUUUUUGGAUUGCCCAACCCUUUGAACGCCAUGCAAAUUUUGUGGAUCAACAUUCUUAUGGACGGGCCCCCUGCUCAAUCGUUGGGUGUAGAGCCUGUUGAUCAUGAGGUCAUGAACAAACCGCCUAGAAAAAGAAAUGAUAAAAUCUUGACGCAAAACGUCAUCAAAAGGGUUUUACAAAGUGCUGCCAUGAUCAUCCUUGGCACUUUAUACAUCUUUAUUCGGGAGAUGCAGGACAACCAGAUUACGGCAAGAGAUACUACCAUGACGUUCACAUGUUUUGUCUUCUUUGAUAUGUUCAACGCAUUGUCUUGUCGUCACUACUCUAAAUCACUUUUUGAGUUGGGAUUCACGAACCCGAUGUUUAAUUUCGCGGUGCUCGGCUCUCUCUUCGGGCAAUUGUGUGCGAUAUAUGUUCCGUUCUUUCAAUCCAUCUUUCAAACAGAGGCUCUCACAUUGAGGGAUUUGAUCAAUUUGUUGAUAAUCACAAGUACCGUUUUCAUUGGUGAUGAGGUAAGGAAGUAUUUGUUAAAAAGGAGAACGAUGUACAAUGGUUUUGACUACAAUGUUUGAAAUUUUUAUGAUGUAAAUCCAUACGUAUAAAACAAUAAGUUACAUACCCACUUCAAUACUGUUUAUCCAUGAUAAAGAAUCGAUUAACUACUCUUUUUUAAUAUUUCUUCCAAGCUAACCACCCCUUGAAAGUUUGCGUCCCCAAGCUUCUCGUAUAACUUCAAAGCCACGGUUUCAGUACUUACUGGUGGCCGUAUAAGAUCAU